CAAAACUACCCCCGACCGCCCACGAAACGGCCCCAGAAGUCCCCACCGCGCCACCCUCAGCCGCGCCUCUUCCUGCUCGCCCUGUCUACUACCUCAAAUGGCCGCUUUCGCCAGGAGGUCCCUUGCCACCGCCGUCUGGAUCGCCGAUGCCGCUGCGUGGUUGCUGGCGAUUGCCGUCGUGGCGCUCUUGCUGCUAUGCUCGCUGCGGGAGGGACCAGCGUCGGGCGAGCCGAUCGGGGGGGCGCCGGUCCGUGGCGGGAGGCUGAUGGAGCGGCGGUGCGACGAGAUUUACGUGGUGGGGGAGGGGGAGACGCUCCACACCAUCAGCGACAAGUGCGGAGAUCCCUUCAUCGUGGAGCGCAACCCGCAUAUCCACGACCCCGACGACGUCUUCCCCGGCCUCGUCAUCAAGCUCCUCCCCUCCGAGCCCAAAUAGAUGGGUGACUCUGCGGUGGGUGACGAUCUCCACUUGCGCAUCCGAGUAACCCAACCCACAGAGGUAGCCGAUGUAAUCGUCGACGUUGAGGUCAUAGAGAAGGCCGGGGUCAGCGGCUUUUGUUGGGUUGACAUGUCCGGUU
Musa acuminata AAA Group (dessert banana) is the source of this 578-nucleotide messenger RNA. RefSeq lists its product as uncharacterized. The coding region runs from base 98 to 436 and encodes 112 amino acids. The transcript has 2 exons. Lineage: Eukaryota; Viridiplantae; Streptophyta; Magnoliopsida; Zingiberales; Musaceae. The record is from RefSeq and is a predicted model, not a curated record.